CUCCUCCUCCUCCUCCUGGCCGUCUCGGUGGUCUCCGCCGACGAAGGGCCGUACAUCGGUGUGAAUGUCGGCACGGCGCUGUCGGACAUGCCGUCGCCGACGCAGGUGGCGGCGCUGCUGAAGACGCAGAAGAUCGACCACGUCCGGCUCUACGACGCCGACCCGGCCAUGCUCGCGGCGCUCGCGAACACCGGGAUCCGCGUCACCGUCUCCGUCCCCAACGAGCAGCUGCUCGCCGUCGGCCAGUCCAACGCCACCGCCGCCAACUGGGUGGCCCGCAACGUCGUCGCGCACGUUCCCGCCGUCAACAUCACCGCCAUCGCCGUAGGGUCGGAGGUCCUCACCGCCCUCCCUAAUGCUGCCACCCUACUCGUCCCUGCCCUCCGCUACAUCCACUCCGCCCUCGUCGCCGCCAACCUUGAUGGCCUCAUCAAGGUCUCCACCCCGCACGCCUCCUCCGUCAUCCUCGACUCCUUCCCGCCCUCGCAGGCCUUCUUCAACCGCACCUUCGAGCCGGUCAUUGUCCCCAUGCUCAAGUUCCUCCAGUCCUCCGGCUCCUACCUCAUGCUCAACGUGUACCCGUACUACGACUACUUGCAGUCCAACGGCAUCAUCCCCUUGGACUACGCCCUCUUCCGCCCGCUCCCCCCGAACAAGGAGGCGGUCGACGCCAACACCCUCCUACACUACACCAACGUGUUCGAUGCGGUCGUCGACGCCGCCUACUUCGCCAUGGCCUACCUCAACGUCACCAAUGUCCCGGUCGUCGUGCUGGAGUCAGGGUGGCCGCACAAGGGCGACCCGACGACGGAGCCGGAUGCCACCGCCGACAACGCGGCCACCUACAACAGCAACCUCAUCCGCCACGUGCUCAACAACACCGGCACGCCCAAGCACCCGGGGGUUCCGGUACCCACCUACAUCUACGAACUCUACGACGAGGACCUCCGUCCGGGGGCGACGUCGGAGAAGUUCUGGGGGUUGUUCGACGUCAAUGGCGUGCCAGCGUACACGCUGCACCUGACAGGGUCCGGGACGCUGCUGGCGAACGACACCACGAACCAGACAUUUUGCGUCGCAAGGGAGGGGGCAGACACCAAGAUGCUGCAGGCUGGACUUGAUUGGGCGUGCGGGCCGGGGAAGGUGGAUUGCUCUGCUUUGAUGCAGGGGAAGCCAUGCUAUGAUCCUGAUACGGUCGAGUCGCAUGCCUCGUACGCAUUCAACGAGUACUACCACGGGAUGGGAAUGGCUUCUGGGACUUGCUACUUUAGUGGGGUUGCAGCUAUUACGACUACAGAUCCAAGUCAUGAAUCUUGCUUAUUCUCUGGGAGUGGUGGGAAGAACGGUACAGUUCUGAAUGGCACAUCGUUGGCUCCCUCCUCCAACUCGACAUCAGCCGAGUCCAGUGCUAGUGCUGCUCACAGUUUCCAUCACAACAAAGGAGGUCUUCAGAUCAUCAGACUUCUCCUGUUGAGCUUAAUUGUCUUGUAGCUUAUAAUCUCCUCAAUUUUUGAUCAGCAAGAAGCUUUUCGAAAGCUCCUGUGGAACUUAACUCGAUCAAUUCUGGAUGGAUGUGAGUUGGGUUAAUUUGUGGCGAGGCACAUCCAAUCUUGUCUUGUCCUCAUCGUCCGAAGUCAGGUUGUCUAUCUCUUUUGUCUUUAAAAUUUUCCUCUUUGUGCUGAAUGCAAAUCCUCUGUACAAAUCCCAUUUGGUGUUUGUCCUUUUGAAGAUGAUCUUCUGCCAAUAGUCCUUCAAUUAUUCUC
Molecule: messenger RNA, 1763 nt
Organism: Musa acuminata subsp. malaccensis (wild Malaysian banana)
Lineage: Eukaryota; Viridiplantae; Streptophyta; Magnoliopsida; Zingiberales; Musaceae
Product: glucan endo-1,3-beta-glucosidase 3
Biological process (GO): carbohydrate metabolic process
Cellular component (GO): plasma membrane
Molecular function (GO): hydrolase activity, hydrolyzing O-glycosyl compounds
Source: RefSeq, a predicted model, not a curated record